Molecule: messenger RNA, 9344 nt
Organism: Penaeus monodon (black tiger shrimp)
Lineage: Eukaryota; Metazoa; Arthropoda; Malacostraca; Decapoda; Penaeidae
Product: transcription factor Sox-21-A-like
Exons: 2
Coding region: 117-1403 (428 amino acids)
Biological process (GO): regulation of DNA-templated transcription; cell differentiation; anatomical structure morphogenesis
Molecular function (GO): DNA-binding transcription factor activity, RNA polymerase II-specific; RNA polymerase II cis-regulatory region sequence-specific DNA binding
Source: RefSeq, a predicted model, not a curated record
AGGUAAACCGAUACAUGAGUGCGAGGAGGCUACGUCGCUGCGAAACUCAGGUUUUUUAGGACUUGAGAACUGUACCUAGUGCUUUAAUAGACCUUAACCAAUUGUAGUGAUCAAAAAUGUUGCCCCAAAGCGUAACCGAUCGUUCCACAUCGCCCACCACAACUCAGGGAGUAAUAUUUGGAUCUCAGCUCGUCCAAGCCAACUCCAGAACUCCGUACAGCGAUGCAACGCAGACGAAGAAGCACAACCCGAACCACGUGAAGCGGCCCAUGAACGCCUUCAUGGUGUGGUCACAGAUGGAGCGACGCGAGAUCGUCAAGUUCGCGCCGGACAUGCACAACGCCGAGAUCUCCAAGCAGCUGGGGAAGCGGUGGAAGAAUCUGACGGAGGACCAGCGGCAGCCGUACAUCCAGGAGGCGGAGCGGCUGCGGCAGCUGCACAUGCAGGAGUACCCCGACUAUAAAUACCGGCCUCGCAAGAAGACAAAGUCCGGCAGCAGCGCCAAGUCGGUGGAGAAGGGGCGGGUCACCAAAGCCAAGGACAAGGCGAGCAGCGCCGGCAGCACCGCCUUGAAGGCCGUCAAGCUGACCGCCGACCCGUCGCGGGCGCAGUUCACCACCGGCAUCUCCGCCAUCAACCACAACAAGCUCAAGCUCAAGCUCAAAAUCGACAAGAAGUUCAAGGACUCGAUCCGCAACACCAUGUACGUGCCCAUCUCGCAGUGCACGUCGCCGGCGGAGGUGCCCGCCACGCCCCACGAGAUGCCCGCCUCGCCCGAGAGCGCCUCCCUGUACGACAGCCACGUGAGCACCACCAGCAGGAGUAGCAGCCGCGCCGCGUCCACCAGCCCCUCGCCGGGCAAGGAGCCCUUCCUCUACGGCCUCUACACCAUCGAGAGCGCGCCGGGGCUCACCUCGCUGCGGCCUGAGUCGCUCGUGUCGUCCACGACCGUCACCUCGGCCGACGACGACGACGACGACGAUGACGACGACCACGACCACGACGACAAGGACGACGACGUCGACACCAAGGAGGACGUGCUGCUGUACAGCCGGAAACGCCACACGGUCCGCGACGAGGUAUUCGCCCCGCGCCCCUUCCUGCCCAGCUCCCUGUCGGCGUCCCGCGCCGCCGACCCUCCGCCCAUCAAGAUGGAGCCCCUGGACAUCAAGCAGGAGCCGCCCUCGGAGUCCACCCUGGCCGACCUCGACUCCCUCACCGACCUGCUGCAGAUGCCGACGGACUUCAAGGUCGAGGUGGACGAGAUCAACUCGGACCUGGAUUUCGACGCCGUAUCGACGUCCUCGGGCUCCCACUUCGAGUUCUCGGACGUGUCGGACAUGCUGAGCGACAUCGGCGUCAGCAACGACUGCUGGGCCGACAUCGGCAUCAUCAACUGCUGAGCUCGCCGGCGCCCGGCAGCAGGAGACCCUGUUGCCCGCUGAGUCGAGUUUGUUUGAUAUUGCAAGGAGCCAGCAGGCGUGGCCUUCAGGCGUGGCCAGCAGGCGUGGCCAGCAGGCGUGGCCAGCGGCCGACGCCUGCGGGCGACCAGCGACGCCGGCCUCCAGAGGCGGCGGUGAUCUCCUCGGCGUCUGCGAGCGCGAGUCAAGUGCUUGGGCGUUGGCGGCGACUGUGGAGUGAAGCAACAUGUGUGCUAGAGUAGUGAUGUGACUCACAUUUCACUGUGUGAUUCUUUAUGUUAUACAUAAGUUACUACUCAUAGGAAUCAUGAUAUAUAAGAUGAUUGACUUCUUUUUUUCAAUGUAUUCAAUUUUUAGUCAUGUAAACCUAUAUAAAAAUGCCACAAUAGUGUUGCAAGUGCCAGUUCUGCAGGUGUGAUAAGCAGGUGUACAAUGAAGACAAGACUUUGCGUUUUUCACCUGUACAACACCCGUCAUAGGACAUAAUGUUAAGUGCAUUUCCUUUUUAUGAGCUGAUCUGUUAUGUUGUCAUUUCAUCGCCAUAGUGACUACAUAAAUCACUUCAUUUCAUCAUUUUAUACCAUAGCAGUUGAAGCAUUUUUCUAAAGCCAAAACCCUUGGACUCCAUGUCAACUGCCCAUAAACAAAAAACAAUGCAAAACAAACUUGUAGUAAACAUGGUGCCUGUGCCAUUGGCAUCACUUGAAUCGACCUUUACAGAAUAUUGCCACAUCCGGGAUUCAUUAUUCAGUCAGGGCGGAGAAGUGAAAAAAUGAAAAGAAAACGAGACAGGUAACUUAACUAGAAGAAAUAACGAGAAAAUCAGGUGAUGGCACCCUCAGGGCGAUCCUGGGUGAGAUCUCAUCCUCUCUAUAAAGAUCAAGUGGUGGCAAUGGCAUCCUCGACCAUCAGUACUUUGGAAUCUGUGGUAUCGCUUGGGGUCGAGUCCCAAGAAUAAAAGCGUACGAAGGGAGAAGCCACCGAGGGCCGAAGCUUAAUGUCCCAGUGUUCGUAAUCGCUCCAUGGCGCGGGUUAUGACUUCGCUGAGGAAGGCUAGACGAGGCCGAGUCAAGCUUCGUUCUCUUGUCAAUGAGCGGAGUAAUUUUACCUCUAAAGAAUUAGGUCCAUAUACCCCCCACCCCCAUAGCCCCCAACCCCUUAUCUCUAGUCUGUAUGUUCAGGUUAUUCCAAAAAGAAAAGAAUAAAAAAAACGUAUGUUAAUUGAUCAACAACGUUUUCCACAACGCAUCGUAAUGGGCAUUUAGUCUUUAAAAACGUUUCUACACGAUUCAUGCAGUACACAACUGAAGGGCCUGGGCAAAAAAGGAGCUGUUGUCUACAUUAGAGUGUAAGUCCAAACUUUUUUUUUUUUUUUCAAAUCUUUUAGAAGUGACUCAAUUCACUCUUGUUGAUAUUUCUCCCGCUUUUCCUGUUGGUAUUUCUGCGACAGAGUUGGCUUGUUUAAAGCAUCACACCACCUCCCCGGCCGAGCCUCCAACUCACCAAGUCUCAGCCAGUUACUCUGAGGAUCUGUCUUGCGCACAACGGAAAAGAUGUAUUAUUUUUGUGACGGGGCUCUGCGCAGCACUGUCAUCGUCCCAGCGCCCUCCAAAACAGGUUCCACCCACUAAACCACCCGGUUUUUCAUAUAUGAAUGAUAUAUAUGAAUAUAUAUAGUAAUCGACUUUUUGUACUAGUAUUAAUGCAACGAUGCGAGCCCGGGGGCGCGAGGUGCGAAGCUGGGCGCCGCGGCGGGGCCGUCUCCAUGCGGCGGCGCGGCGCGAGGCCGCAGGAACGCGCCUCGUCAAGCGCCGCGCAUGGACGUGGUCACAGAGUCACAGGAGGCCGGCUUCGCGUACCGAAUGCCUCGAGGUUUGUAUCACCAUAGACUGCCGAUCGUCGGAUACACACAUACAUUACACAUAUACCCUCUGUCUUUCCUAAGUAAGUAAAUGAAAAAUCUGCAGGUACGGCGCAUUACCAUUACGGUGUGAGAGAAUUUAGCGCUUCCGACGUCGCCAGCAGCUUCUGACGGUGCACUUUCGCAGUGUUGUCAUUUAGGAAAGUGCAUCGCGCCGAAGGGCCUCCAGAUGGACGGACAGAUAAUUCCUCUCACACGUUCUCCUUUUUUUUAGUAACUGCAUUAUCUCAUGUCUCGUAAUAUAGUGUCAUCGGCUAAGACUGUGAACCCCGUCGUUCUCAUGAUCGGAAAGUGAUUCGAAGGCGGUUUCAUUAAAAGAAAACGAGAUUAAAGGAAGCCGCCAAGUGGUUUCCAUUGCUCGCCAGAACCCCUUGAGAACUGCUCUUCACUCGUGAGAAAUGGCCGUCACAGUGUUGGAUCCUGUCAAUAACAGCCAUUCAUGUGCUUUUGUAACAUUUUUAUUUCUCUCUGUAACCAACUCAGUGCUAUAGGGUAACUCUUAUAGAAUAACAUUAAGGGUAAACAACAAUGAGGCUCUUGACAGAUCUGGUGAUAGCUUUCUCAUAAUCCAAAUGUAAUACUAUUUGUAUUGCUUGCCUCCCCCCCCCCCUGUUGUUCCUUGUAAACUGAUUGUUCAUAAUUGUGUUUUUGUAACGUCCUAACUGGUGUUUUGAUUUGAUGGCUGUAAGUUUUAAAAAAAAGUUUGUCCUACGGGAAUGUUGUGGGUGGUCUCUCUCUAUAUAUACUGGACACUGAUUAGGGGAAACAUCGGGGUGUAUGCAAGGUUCUCUCCGAAAACCCAUUAUUGUUGAAUAUUUUGUACCACAAGGAAGGAGUCCACUUUGCAUACACUUUCUUCGAGAGUUCUCCCCCGCCCUCCCCUCCUCAUCACCUUUUGUACACCCAGGGGAGGUUUGUAGACACUACUUGGAGACGCCAUUGGUCGAGUGGGACGGAGGUAGUCCCCAGCGCCCUCUUGCAUUUCUAGGUAGCGUUAUCCGAAUGUAAGAAGAAAAAAAAACUUUCAAAAAACCGUUCCAUGGUUCCAGAGGCCUCAGAAGAACUCGAGACUCUCUUGAAUGGUGAAUUAGAGCAAUAAGGAGAAUUUUUUGUAGGUGUUUUAUAAUGUACUCCGUCGUUAUUUGUCAUGUUUGACGAAUUAUCUACUCGAAGCAAGUUUAGAAGGAAGAAGAGUGCCGGCAUCAGCUAAACCAGUAAUCCAGUGCACGGCCUCUUUGUCACAGCUGUCUUGUGGGUACUUGAGACUUCGCUCGCGUGUACUGUGUGUAGUCCGAGGUUGCAUGAGCCUCUCUCUUAGUUGCAGGCGUAAGGAAGUUAUUAUGUGUAUUCCUGGUCAGUUGGAAGGGUGAGAGAUUUGUACAUCAUUUAGGCAUAAGAGAAUGAGAGAGAAAAACAGAUGCAGAAAGUUGGAUUUUGUCUUCGUUUAGCUGUUAAAGGAUAAUAUUAAAAUCACCAGCUACAACUUCAGUGUCACCACAGAAAGUAGAUAUUAGUCGUUAAUGACUAUUUUUUAAUCUGUUUCUGAGAACCCUCUUAGUGUUUCUAGAACCCUCUAGUUGUUUGGAAUCUUGAUCAUCAGUUCGACAGCAGCGGCCACGCUCUCUGCUGUUAAAGAAAUAACACUUUCAUCAUAGAUUUCUAGAAAACCAUAUUUAUAGAAACAAAAAAACUACUAGAAACAUUAUCGUAAUCUUCUUCAGUUCUUCUUUUGGACUACUUACUGUGCAAAAGAACAAGAAACUAGCAGUCAAAGAACCUUCUAGCAAACUUAGCCGGCAUCAUCGCCCGCGUCUUCCUGAGAGAGUACAAUAUCGCCUCCUUCAUGCCAGGUCGUGGAUCACAGGAUGGGAGUUCCUUUUACGCGUCGCCGCUGCCGCCGCCGCCGCCGCUGCCACCUCAGGAUCUUCUUGCUCUUAGUCUUACCAAACCUCCUGCCUUCACCCCCCCCUUCACCCCCACUUCACCCUUCCACCCCCUUUUCCCCACUUCGCUUCCCCCUGGCUCCUCGUUGGCUCUGCAGGAGGUGCCACGGGAUUCGCUGUCUGCUGCGACUCGCCUCUCCGUUCGGGUCGGUUGCAAUUCCCCGGAUCAACGUGGGGGAGAGGAAGGUAUUAAUGAUUCCGUUUGUUAUUCAAUAGUCACGGUUACUUUUACUUUUUUUUAAUGCUUACUACGACUGCCGUAACUACUACUACUACUACUACUACUACUACUACCACCACUACUGCCACUGUCGAUUUAUAAUCCUCCCCCGAAUCAUUUCCAGUAGUAUUACCAUACGAAUGAUCCACCUCUCGUUUCAGUCCUCCCGAAAGCCGUUUUCCGUUUCCGGCGGCUCGAACCCGGUGUCUGCGAUCUAGUCGUGCAAAGGAAAUCGCCUCUUGUUGUCUUGGUCGAAACCUGUUCCUGACCCCAAUCCCGACUCUCGCACAACCCUAAUCCUUAUCCCUGAAUCACCCUAGUACCCAGUCCUUAUCCCAGUCCUUUUAUUACCUAAUCCUUGCCUUAUCUCUGAACCAAUCCCGAAUAUAUUCUAGAUCUUUCCUUCCUCUUUCGCCAGUGUCGCUGUUUUGACUGACAGACCGAUCAUAUAUACUUCAAGUCAUUCCAAACCUCUUUUUUCUCUUUAUUUAAUUUUCGUUUUUUUAGGGGGGGGGGAGCAGGGCAUCAACGACGAUGAUCGAAUUUAUUAAUAGUGAAUCUAAUUAUUUGAAGGAGCCAAAAGGCGAUGUUUUGCUUUCGUUUCGUUUCGUUUCGUUUCGUUCUUUGAUCUUUUGUUAUUGUUGAUGUCUCGUUUUUUUUUCUCACCAGAUGUGAUUGAAACAAGAUAUGCGAAAAUAGGAAAUUAGUUAACAGAUCGAUAUGUAGAAAUUAUAUACCGUCUAAAAAGAAAAAAAAAAUGCGAGUGGCGAAGCAGCGUGCGAUUUUCAGGAAGUUUUUUUUCCCUCUUGAACAGCGGUUUUCUCAGUGGUUCAUGUCAGGAUUCCCCUUGGUUUCCCCUUUUUUGUACUUUCCUCUUUUCCUUUUUUUGUCUUUGUCUUUUCCCUUAUGGGGUUGGAUUUUUUUUUUAUCUGUUUACUUUAUCCCCUUUUCCCAUAUUUCUCCCUCUUUCUCCCGUUCCUCUGAUUUCAGCUGUUACUUCAGUCCCUCGUUUCCUUCUCCUGUAGAACUACGUCUUUGUCACUGUCUUACCUCCAACAAACUGGUCAACGUUCCUGGUAGAGAGAAAAAAGAAAAAACGUAAGAUAUUCUCAUUGAAAUAUUAUGGGCGUGACUCCCCAUCCGAGUGUAAAAUCCGACGUGAUUUGCUACAGUAACGGUAUCCUUCGCAGUGAAAAUGGUCAGCUGACUGUUCGUGGGUUUUUACUUUCCUUUUUUUCCACAACGAAUAUUCUAUGGCUGCAUCUCUCUUUUGUUUUUGGUUUUUUGGAUUUUUUUUUUUUUUUUCGAGUUGCUCACUCUUUCUCUUAUAGUUUAUUUUCUCACCAAAAAAGAAAGUUUAGAUAUUUUAUUUUUAAAAAUUUACUUAUUUUAGUCCCGGUUAAGAAGAAGAAAAAAAUGUAGAUUUGAGAAAAAUCUUUUGUUUCAGUUUUUGUUAUUGUCUGUAUUUCUUUUCUCCAAAAACCUGAACAUCCAAGAGUCGACCCAUCCGGCUAUUCCCGUGUCGAGUAGCUUGAUGGAGUGAAUAUUUCCCCCCGAUACACAGGACGCUCUAAAACAAGGCUGUUGUAGUAAAAAUGCAAAAAAAAAAAAAAAAUGUUAUUCAGCUGUCACCACCAAGCACAAACUGGAGAAGACCCAGGUUGACCUCGGCUGCCGAAGGAGGGGACUCGUGAAGGCCCUGGAGAUUCGAGGUCUUUGCUGGGUCGGAUUGGCGAGCCGAGGAUUACGUGGUGUCCUCCACUAUGUUAUAUAUAUAUAUAUAAAUAAUUACCCCAGUGAAACCCCCAUAACCCUCUUUUUUUCUUACUGGUGAAUCCAGAGUGGUGUAUGUAUGUUUUCUACUUGCGAUACAUUUUAAUCGUUUGUUAUACUGAUGUACUUGGUCACAACCUGUGUUUUGAAAACUAGUUGGUUGCUUUUCGUGCCCCCCCCCCCCUGUCUCUCUCUGCCGUCCUUCCUCUGAUCUCUUCGGUAUGAUGUCCUUCGGGCGUUCAGGUGAUUUACGCAUCCACUUCAUUUGGUCUCGAUUUCCUUCCACCCCAUUGGUUGUAUAGUAUGCUUUUGUUCACAUAUCAUUAAAUCAUCAUCAUCUGAAGCUCUUCUACACUUCGUCUGGAUUACAAGAGAAAUUUCUAGGUAAAAUAAAUGAGUAAGGUAGUGGAGUUCACGACUCCUUUCUUCUCAUGUCUUGCUACUGGUGCAUUAUGAUCUCUUUGGUCAAUGAACAUCACUGUGAAUUAAGCAUGGAUAUUUUUUUCUCUCAUAAAUAUAUAUAUUGAUGUUGGCAUACAAGGAGGCCUGUGCUACCUGGCAGAGAGUCAUCUAGUCUAGACACUCAUGAUCGUAUGGUUUUCGUUGCUCGAACAGGCCGUGGAAGCGAAACGUGGAAACAAGUUUGUAAACAUUUUGUAGGUGUUCUUAUGACAGUCAGACAAACGUGUCCUGCUUGCUACUCACUGUUCAAUCAGGUAAAAGUGAUACAGGCGCAGUGUGCAAAGCAUGGUGACAUAUACAGUGUUCGGUGUUGUGAGCAUGAUUUUGAUGAUUUUGGGAAGCGACGUUCCUCGGUUAGGAUAGAGCUUUUGUUGGGAAAAGCUGUAUGGAUUCUCUCUGUGAUGAAAGCCAUACACACACAUUAAUGAUUUCAUCGUUCCAUUCCGCUUUUGUAUUUUUUUGUACUUUUCAGCCAACAUGUAUGUAAAAAACAUAUAUCAUAUGCAUUAUUAUCAUUAUUCCUGUCUCAGAGAUCGCACAGAACAAGAGAAACAACACCCAACGCUGUAUUUGGCCGUCAUGUCCAACCCACUCUGGAAUAAAAACUAAAAAUAAACAAUUUCAAGAAGAAUUUUCCUCUUGAAAAAAAAUGAAGCCUUAGACAUUAAUUCAAGGCAGCUAGCUAGUCAGACGAUCAUUGAGGGUCGUAUUAUGUAACCAUAUUUCCAGAGCACAGGACUUCCUCUCAUGGCCUGGCAGGUGACCACGACGAGCACGAGGGGGGGAGAGAGCCCCCCAUCUGGUUGGUCUUGGGGGGAGGGGGUUCGUGGAAGGCCGUCACUUUUUUUUUUCUUCUUUUUAUGCCAUUGGUAUACCGGAAAAGGAAGAGAAAGUAAAAAGACUAAGAAAUGAGUUCUGUCCUCACUCUCAAAGUAUGGUUUACGAAUAAGGCCCUUAUGUUUGCCUCUCAAUCUUUUCUCUGUACAUAGCGUUAAAGGAUGUUUUCCUAUUAUUAUUAUUAUUAUAAUUAUUAUUAUUAUGAUUUUCCAUUUCAAUGUGUUGGUGGUUGUAUAUAAAGUGUAGCGGGUCCUACGCCCCCCCCCCCCCGUAAACUAUUUAGGAAAGACCUUAUAUCUGUACAGACUUCCGGUACACCACCUUAAAACUUAGUGUACAGGACAAAAUAUGUAAAUAUGAAUUAUUAUGUGAAUAAGAUAACCGCGUUGAUUUGUAUAUUGACUGUUUUCUUUUUUCUUUUUCUUUUUUUUUUUUUCUUUUUUUUUUCUUUUGUCAUUUCUCACAUCACUGUUAACCAAAAAAAUGUGAAAAAAGUCCCGAGAAAGUCGGUGCAAGUAAAACAAAAAAACCCAAGUAUAAUAUUAACGAAAAAUAAAUAAAUAAAAUAAUAAUAUGCGCCCAAUGCCAUUUUUUGCGCCACCAAAAAAAAAUAUAAAAAUAAUAAAAAAAAAGGUUCGCAGACUUGUUGUACGCAUAAAUAAGGUGGACUUGUGAAUGACAAGGACCGCAGGUAGAGUUUUUCAAUUGUACAAAGUGUAUUUUUAUUAGCAACUUAUCCCAUGAAAUACAAAGUGUUUGAUAGAAAA